Adineta steineri is the source of this 795-nucleotide messenger RNA. The record is from the annotation of a GenBank genome assembly. NCBI's taxonomy places the organism in Eukaryota, Metazoa, Rotifera, Eurotatoria, Adinetida, Adinetidae.
AUGUUAAGUCCCUGGAUUCGCCAGAAUCGUGUUGAAUUUUUAGCAUUGAGUCCACAUACUGCCAAUUAUUUACUAAAUCAGAGUUUAAAUAAAUGGCAAGUCGUCCAGAAAGAAGGUAGAAAACCGCUUGUUCGAUACUUUAUUCCCAUAUUUCCUGUUCAGAUUCUUCCAGAUUCUUCUCAGAAAAAGAAUUUUCUUAUUGGUGUGCAAGGCGAUUAUGCUCAAGAUAGACGAGAUUACAAGAUGGUGUUUAAUCGCUUUGAAAGUCUUCUCAAAUCUAGUAACUCAUCUAUCGUGACUGCAAAGCCAAUAGCAAAAGUGACGAAGCAUAACAUUUAUUUACAUAUUGUCGGUCGAGGUACCCCACCAAAAGUUCCCCAAGCCAUUAAGAAUAAUGUUGUCUUUGAUAAAGAACUCAACUAUGUCGAUUAUUAUACUAUUCUCUCUCGAUGCUUCGUUCUCUUGCCAGCCUUUUCAACGUCUCACUAUCUUGAUCGAAAAGCUUCGUCGACGAUACCAGCAAGUCUGAUUGCCGGAGUACCACUCGUUGCAACAAAACAAAUCAUUGAUACUUAUGCUUAUCUCAACGAAGAUAUGGUUUGGCUACAAGGAUCUAAUGAAACAGAUUUUGAUGUGAUUGAACGUGUGUUAAAGUUAAGCAAUGAGCAUCGACAAGCAAAGAUUGAAAAGGUCAAAGCCUAUCAAUUGUCUAUCCUUGAAAACAAUACAAAAUUAGCAAGAGUGUGGACAAUAGAAGCCCUCAAAAUGAUUGGAGUGAAUAUAUCACUGUUUUAA